Molecule: messenger RNA, 966 nt
Organism: Durusdinium trenchii
Lineage: Eukaryota; Dinophyceae; Suessiales; Symbiodiniaceae
Source: the annotation of a GenBank genome assembly
AUGGAUCUAUGUCAGGCCUCUCAGGCAGCCGGCUCGCGCUUCGUUUGGGUUUCUAUGCUUUGGUGGAGCCGGAGCAGACCCUGUGACCGUGCCAUGCUGCCGCUCCUGUUCUUGCUUCUCUACAUCUCGCCCAGUGAUGCCAGCCGCGGGGAGGCAUCUCUGGAAGCUGCGAGCACACGACUCUCUAUGAGUGGUGUCAUGGAACAUUGCCAACGUGCAGUUGACACAACUCGCACGGCGAGCGAGACCAUCAAGGCCUUGCAGCAAUGUAUUGGUUUGCUCGAGGAGUUCGCCAAAGAGGGCAACCAAGCACGAACCGCCACCAAGCGAUCAGGGCAGCAGUACUCUGCUGAUAUGAACCUCUUGGGUUCCUUCCUUCAGUCACUGGAAAGCCGAAUAGUGAAGACAUACAAGAAACACCAGCACAGCUAUGAGCAGCUUCGCUCUGAUCAGCACCAGGCUUUUUCGGGUUUCUUGGAGCGCUUGCAGACCAUGAAGGAUCCACUGCGAUCUCCACUCCGGACUCCUACGGCGCUGAAGGCAAGGAGGUCACAACGCAGCUGGUCCUCGGGUCAUGUUCGGGACCCUUUGCGGGACCGUUCGCCACGGCCCCAAGGUCAAGCACACCAGGCCCCCAGCUUUUUGCAGAUCUCUGACUCAGAGGAUGAAGGAGAUGAGAUAUCCAAGAUGAAGGACGACUUGCAGAAGCUGCAGGAGAGUGUGCAGCGACAAAAAGCACUGGGUGAUCAAGAGGUGGAGGUCGCCAAUGAGCGCAGCUGGCCCGUCGCCACCAGCCUCCUGCAACUCUCAGCAGCAGAGGGCGAGCCGCGGACUCGCUCGAACACCAAGGACAAUGAGUCCUCGGCCUCCAGCCUUUUGGAAGAGGAGAACGGAGGCCUCUCAUGGACGUUGCAUCAUAUUGUUGGCUUUGGCCUCACAGACCAGGAGACUCCAAAGCAGACGUGA